Motacilla alba alba is the source of this 2842-nucleotide messenger RNA. RefSeq names its product protein ecdysoneless homolog. The transcript is spliced from 13 exons. The record is from RefSeq and is a predicted model, not a curated record. Bases 90 to 2084 code for a protein of 664 amino acids. Gene Ontology annotation, cellular component: nucleus. NCBI's taxonomy places the organism in Eukaryota, Metazoa, Chordata, Aves, Passeriformes, Motacillidae.
CGCGCGUAGCGCGAUCUCAUCCUCAGCGCCGCCGCCCCGCCGCCGCCAUCGCGCCGCUCCUCCCCGGGGCGGAGCGCGGCCCCGGCGCGAUGGAGGCGCUGCGGCGGCCGGCGCUGCCCGAGGACGCGGUGCGCUACCGUCUGUUCGCGGCGGCGGCGGCGGGCCCGGGCGGCGAGGCGCUGCUGCGGCGCUGCGCUGAGCUGGCCCUGGUGCGCUUCGCCCCGCUCCUGGCCUCCUACGUGUGGCAGCGGCAGCCGUUCCGCCUGCGCUACGUGCCGCGCCGCGGCGACACCCCGGCGCACUUGGGCGGCACCACGGUGUUCGGGGAUAACGUGGAGGAUGAGUGGUUCAUCGUGUAUCUGCUCCGGGAGAUCAGCAGGGAGUUCCCGGGGCUGGCAGCCAGCAUUGAUGACAACGAUGGAGAGUUUCUCUUGAUAGAAGCAGCUGAUUUUCUCCCCAAGUGGCUGAAUCCUGAGAACAGUGAAAACAGGAGAGAUGCAUUUGUGUCUGAAAUGCAAUGUUCCACGGCUCUGGGUGUGCCUGCUCUUACCCCGAGUGACGGGAGCAUUGCUGCCUGCCAGGUGUUCUUCUACAAAGGAGAGCUGCACAUCAUUCCGCCGCAGGAGCCUUCGGAGCAGGGCUGGGCCCCCUCUGCUCCCUGUCCCACGGUGCCACAGGCGCUGGCUCUGUUAUCCACCCGCCCCGAGGAGUUCCUGGCUGCAGAGCCCAUCCGAGCUGCGCUGGACAAACGCCUCCAUGGGUAUCCCGAGAAGAUCCAGGCCUCGCUGCACCGAGCCCGCUGCUUCCUCCCGGCCGGGAUCGCGGCCGUGCUGAGGCUGCGCCCGUCCCUGGUGGCUGCGGCAGUCCAGGCCUUCUACCUGCGGGAUCCGGGCGAGCUGAGGGCCUGCCGGCGCCCUUUCAGAACCUUCCCUGCCGAGCAGCGAGUGAUGGCCCUGGUGACGUUCACUCGGUGUUUAUAUGCCCAGCUGGUGCAGCAGCAGUUUGUCCCAGACAGACGCAGUGGAUACACCCUGCCCGCCCCAUCUCACCCUCAGUACAGAGCCCACGAGCUGGGCAUGAAGCUGGCUCAUGGCUUUGAAAUGUUGUGCUCCAAGAGCAGUAAAGUAGCUCCUGAUGCCAGGAGAAACGUGUUAAGCGGUCCUCUGUGGGAGAGAUUCCUCAGGACCUUGAAGGAGAAGGAUUAUUUCAAGGGAGAAAUGGAAGGCUCAGCCAAGUACCUGGAACUGUUGCACAUGGCAGAAGAUCACUUCCAGCAAUGUGUUGCUGUGCCAGAAAGCUGUGAUGAAGUGAGCCCAGGUGAUGAAAUCCUGACACUACUAGAGACAACCCCCAUUGAUCUGAAGGAAUUUGAGAGAGAAGCAGCUUGUCUUCCUCCAGAGGAUGACGACAGCUGGCUGGAUAUUACACCAGAUGCUCUGGAUCAGGUGCUGAAGGAGGCAAGAAAGGAGUCCCUUCCUUCCACAGAUGAGGAAGAGCAAAAAUAUGACUUGGAAACCGUUGCUGAGAGCAUGAAGGCUUUUGUGUCCAAAGUGUCCACGCACCAAGGAGCAGAAAUGCCGUGGUCAUCUGAUGAAUCCCAUGUUACCUUUGAUGUGGAUUCUUUCACAAAAGCCCUGGACAGAAUUUUAGGGGCAGACUCGGAGGAGCUGGAUUCUGAUGAUCUGGAUGAAGAGGAGGAGUUUGGCUUCUCAGAUGAGGAUGAUGAAGACCUGGAUGCUGGCAAUCAAAGGCAGGAGCAGAAGGUGCCUCCUGAGCAGCUGGUGGGCAGUCUCAAGGCGUACAUGAAGGAGAUGGACCGUGAGCUGGCCCAGACCAACGUUGGGAAAAGUUUCAGCGGCCACAGGAGAGGGGCAGGUUCUGUUGGAGCAGCCACAUCUGAGAGUGCUGGCCCUGAUUCUGGAGCUGAGGCUGCUGAGCUGGCCCCCGUGGAUGUGGACAUGAACCUGGUGGCAAACCUGCUCGAGUCCUACAGUGCCCAGGCUGGCCUGGCAGGACCCACCUCGAACAUUUUACAGAGCCUGGGGCUGGAUUUACCUGAGAGCACAGAGCUCACGGGCAGCUGAGCAACACAGGGAGAGCUCUGGGCAAGGCAUGGCUGGUGGGGAGAUGAGCACAGGCACACGAGCAGCAUGUGGAAGGAGAGGCCAGAGGUUUUAAUUCAGAGCGUUCUGUUCAUUCUGUGUCACUUCAGCAGAGUGAAUUGACCUGCAGCAGCUUCUGUCUGGACACUGUCUUGGGUGGAAAUGAGAUUUUCCCAGUGCUGACACAGUUUCAGACAACUGAAAAAUGAUGUUGAAUGAAUGACUGAAAUGAGCUUUUCUUUUCUUACCAAACCUCUCUUCCAUUUUCCCAAUCAGUGAUCCACCUUGCCACAUUUCUAAAAUGUCCUUUGACCCAUUGCUAAGUGGGUUCAAUAUCUGGGAAGCAGUUCUUCUUCUGGAAAUGCUGCUGCCUUCAGGAGCAGGUGGGGAAAUACCACAUUGCAGGAAGAGUAAUUGCAUCAAAUGUGUAAAUAUUGGCCAGAAGUAGUUUUUAAAUUUAUUUCAAUAAAAACAAAAGUACAGCUUGAGUACUGAACUGUUUCUGAAGGUAUGCAUAACUUCCUAAGUGUAGUAUCAGCUCUUGGAGCUAAACCAUUUUCAUCAUUGUUCAUUUUCUGACUGAAUUCCAUUAUUGCUGAAUGUUGGUAUCAAGCCAGCAGUAGCUGUGUGUGAGCCCAGGCUGAACAGUUUGGGGUUUUUUCAGUGAAAAUGUGGCUGGAAGGCUUGCAGCAUGUUGCUUUCAUGUGGAAUGAGAAAUCUAUUUUAGAAAUGACAACUUU